This is a messenger RNA of Cuscuta epithymum, 3519 nucleotides long. Lineage: Eukaryota; Viridiplantae; Streptophyta; Magnoliopsida; Solanales; Convolvulaceae. The record is from the annotation of a GenBank genome assembly.
UUCUAUUUUCUGAAAGUAUUUAAACUACUAAAACAAUUUGAAGGAGUAAACAAGUUAAAUACUAUUAAAAAUCUAAAAGUUUGAAACAAGAAAAUAGAAGAACUAUAACAAGGAAUUAAACAAAUAAUUGAGUAAACAAGACUAAAAUUAAAACAAAUAAAAAAUUAUACAACCCUACUGUAGUUGUCGUUUGUAGAUGAUGUAGAGAUGCUUGAGGCUUCACCCUUUCAGCCUCCCAUUCUUACGCUAUAGAAGUCACCAAAAUCUAAAUCGGUUGCAGAACUUUUUCAACUCCAAACAACCAGACUCCAUCCCUUGCUAAUUGCUCUUGCGUUCAGAUUUGGGUUUUGACAAUUUGGCCGGAUAACAUCGAUAAAUGAAGCAUGCGGCUCUGCCCACAAGUCAACACGUGCCGCGAUGUCGUUUUAUUUUUUAGAGACACUUAUCCAAACGGCGUCGUUGGGAUUAAGUAAAUAAAAAACAAAAGAUUUUCUCAGCCAAAGCCCGCAGAGUUCCACCGGCGACGGAAAAACAGAGGGACAAGAACAAGAAGAACAGGGGCGGCUAUGGAACAUAUACAUAUAUAUACUCUACUAUUUCCGGCGAAGGGGUGGCGCCAGCAUCGGCUAGCACCCCCGGUUCCGCCACUGCUGAGACAUGUGGGAAAUGCUACCUCCAACAUGGAUUAUAAGGGUACUUGUUAUUCUUAUGUCAAUUUUUUUUUUGGAAAAUUUAACACUAAUAAUCCAACCUUUACCCGGUCUUCCCAAAACGGUCCCAAUUAUUAAUAAUCCAAGAAAAAUCCAACCUUUGUAUUCUCUCUGCCCUAAAUAGUCCGUGUGACCUCUAACCGGCUAAAAAGGUAAAACUUUUAACGCCAACACACAUACCAAGCUACGGAAAUACCUGUCUACGGAAACAAAGAAAAAACCUUCAACCAAUACUUGUCUACGGAAGUCUCUCUACAGAGUAAUAAGAAAAGUUGAAAGUUUCAGAACGGGAAGAUGGAUAGAAUUGAUGACUGAGUUUUACUGGUGCGGCUGCGUUGAGAAUAGAUGGCUGCAAUGGACCGUGUAAGCUUGAUAUUCUGGCAUGGAGGUUUGUUUAUGAAGAAAAAUGAUAAAUUGCUUUAUUUGAAUGGUGAGUGUAAGUCUUUUGACAUUGAUCCCGAUGAAUUGUGUUGGUUUUGGUUGGAGGAGUUGGCAAAAAAAUGUGGUAGUUACACCCGCAUUGAAGAAAUUUAUUAUUUGGUUCCUGGUCUCCCCUUAGAUAACGGGUUAAGGAGAGUAUAUAAUGAUAGAGAGGUACUAGAAAUGAGUGAGAUAGUGCUGAAAGCUAGGUCACUAGAUCUGUAUGUAGUGCAUGGGCUUGAUCAGGCAGAACAAGUGAUUAUGUUACCUUCAACUCCAAACACAAAAACUUCUAUAGAAUCCGCAAAUGAAAACCAACUGGAUGGUUGCAAUGUUGUAGAUCAUGAGGUACAGACAGAUAUUGAUGAUGAUGAAGCUGAAUUAGAAGGUGAAGCUGAAGACUGCUAUGAUGAUGAAGCAGAAGUUAGUGAUGACGAAUACAGAACUGCAAAGAACAGAGUCAAAGAAUGCAAUAAUAAGUUGUUUGAAAUUGCAAAACAACUUCAAAAAGAAGCGGAGGAAGGUAUUCUUGAAGGUCAGAGAACCAAUGUGAAUAAUUUGGAAAGUUGUUUGAGUGAGUAUGAGGACACUGAGGAAGAAAUUGACACUCCACCGGAUAGUGCUGAAGAAGCCUUAACGGAUAACAGAAACCAUAAAAAAAAUGAUACUUUUGUCGAUUCAAAUACUGACUUCUCAACGUUUGAGUGGAAGGUGGGCCAAAGAUUUGCUACUCGGGAGGACUUUAAGAGGGCUGUAGCUAAGUUUGCUAUUCUACAAGGUCGCAAUUUGAGCUUUGCUAUGAGUAAUAAAAAAAGACAACAAAGGUUGGGGGUAAAAUGUGUAGAUGGUUGUCCAUUUAGGUUGUAUUCUUCUUGGGAUUCUAGAAGAGCUACAUUUGUGGUAAAAACAGUAGUAGGGAAACACAAUUGCCAUAGAAAUAUGAAAAGAAACAAACAGUUGAAGUCUACAUGGGUUGCAAGGCAGUUUCUUGAUGUGUUUAAAGCAAGACCCCAUUGGCCGGCUAAAGAGAUUAUUGAGACAGUGAAGAGAGCAUACAAAGUAAUUAUUUCAAGAGGCUUUGCAUAUAAAGUCAAAUAUCGUUCCCAUAAAAUGCUCCAUGGGUCUAUGGAGGAUCACUACAAAAAAGUUGGGCGAUAUUUAAGAGCCCUGAAGAAUUCCAGUCCUGGGACUGAAUUAGUAUUGGUCACCGAUGUUAAUAACGAGCUUUGUCGCCCGGUUUUUCAAAGGCUGUUCACAUGCUUUGAGGGGCUUCAAAAAGGGUGGAAGGAAGGGUGUAGGAAGGUGAUAUGUGUGGAUGCAUGCUUCCUAAAAACUUUUCUUGGUGGGCAGCUCUUAUGUGCUAUCGGAAGAGAUGGUAACGACCAAAUAUAUCCCAUUGCAUGGGCAGCCGUAGAAGGUGAAAACAACCGGUCAUGGGAAUGGUUUUUCAAGCUACUCCAAAAGUGUCUCGACUUGGAAGAAGGAGCAGACUUAGCUAUUAUUUCAGACGAGCAUCAGGUAAGAAAAUAAUAAGAAAAAUAUAAAAACUUAAACCAUGUUGAUAGAGGCAGUGAUAGUGUACCCAAUAGUAACCCCUAUGAGAUUUGUAUAUUGUGCCAGCCCAAAGAACUCUAUUAACAUGUCUGACCUCUGAAAUGCAGUUGGGAAUCUGAGCAAUUUAAUUGAAUCUUUUUCCUACAAUAAUGAAUUCCAUCUGGGGGAUUGGGUUUUCAAUAAAAAAAUAAAACUGAACUCUUUAUCUUUAACUCGAAUUACUGGUACUUAUUUUUGUGUAUUAUAACACUUCAAGUCAGUAAAACAAAUUAAAGUGAUUUCCUUGUGUUUUUUUUAACAAUUUAAAUGAGUAUACAUGCAUAGCUAGUUUACCACUCUCACAGACUAUACAUACUUAGUUUGUGUUUUCUCUUUACUUUUAUAAAAGUUUUAAGUCAUUAUUACUCUAUUUCUUUUAUAAAAGUUUUAAGUCAUAAGUUUUAAGUCAUUAUGAGUACUGCAUUUUUUUAUUUCUCAUUCAUAAUACCAGUUUCAAGAAAUAUGAAUACAUGUUUGGAAUUUGUAGGCUAUCUUGAAUGCGGUUUCCAAAGUGCUUCCUCUAGCUGAGCAUAGACACUGUGCGAGGCAUAUUUUUGUGAUAUCAUUACUUAGGAUUUGGGCACCAUUGCUGUUUGUUAUAUGAUGUUUAAGUAGAUGAUUUUGUGCUUCAUGGGUUUGUAAUAUUUUGCACCAUUCUGACGAUCUGGUAAUACAUACCACAUGCAUUUUGGGUUAUUUUGUUGUGGUUUAACACUAAAGUGUGGUUGUAAUUUUUGGCCAGUUUAUGUAUUUACCAGUUUACCACAUCUUGUUAUCAAGCUAUAUUGUUCUCUUU